AGAUAAUCGAGACGAAUCCUGAUAUCGUGUCCAGAGAUCGUGUCAGAGAAUUAAGUCCAACGUCGCGUUGUCCUCUUGAUAAUCUGGAGAAGGACAGGAUACGCCGUUCUUCCGUGGCAAUGCGGCAGGCAGUUCGCUGGUGCAGCCGAGUGUCGUCCCAGAGCUCCGGGAUAUCCGGAGAAUGCGCGGCACCGCCUCGCGAUUUCUUCACGCGGAUGUGAUCCUCCCGGCACGGUUCGCUUCCAUCCAGCCGACGGUCCCGCCCGUCCUGUGUAUUCUUCAUCUCUUGUCCUCUGGGCGACGGCACAGCUGACAGAUCUCAACAACUUUGGUCUUGCUGAUACCCGCGUGUGGACCCUUCUCCUCUUUUUCCCAGGUAAUGAACCACACGAACGAUUAAUCGGAUUAACGUAACGCGGCACCAAAGGUCCGCGUAUGACUCGUUCUUGAUUUUUAACGCCUACGCAUCCGGCGAUUUGCGUGUCUAUAUAUAAGACUGUGAACUUUAAACGGGUAGCUCCAGUGCGACUUUGAUAUAGUGAUCGUUAAAUGUGAGAAGGUGGACUCGUCCCGUGGACAACGAUAGUGACCCAAUUUGAAGAUCGUUUGAGAGGAUCGUAAAUCGUAGUCGGAUAGACUCAAACGGCCAAAACAUGGGGAACUGCUUCAGCAGCCCGACGGACGUGGAGAAGGAGAAGCCGGACAGAAUUGGCAAUCCCAGCAUAGAGGCGGUCGCGUCGCAGGUCAGCCCGGUGCCGACGCCGCCGCCGGAUCCCAUCAGGCCGAUUCCGCAGAUCCCAGACAUGGACGUUACGACGGCGAAGAUAUUCGUUGCUUUGUAUGAUUAUGACGCUCGCACUGAUGAGGAUUUGAGUUUUAAGAAGGGAGAACACUUGGAGAUUAUCAAUGACACGCAGGGAGACUGGUGGCUGGCCAAGAGUAAAAGGACCAGGCAGGAGGGUUACAUUCCCAGCAAUUACGUCGCAAAAUUGAAAUCAAUCGAGGCAGAACCAUGGUAUUUCAGGAAGAUUAAGCGAAUCGAGGCUGAGAAAAAAUUGCUACUGCCGGAAAACGAUCACGGCGCGUUUCUGAUAAGAGACUCCGAGAGCCGACACAAUGAUUACUCCCUUUCAGUGCGUGACGGCGACACAGUGAAACAUUAUCGUAUUCGUCAAUUGGACGAGGGUGGCUUUUUCAUCGCCAGGCGAACCACAUUCAGAAAUUUGCAGGAUCUUGUGGAGCACUACAGCAAAGACGCGGAUGGCCUGUGUGUUAAUUUGUGCAAGCCUUGCGUGCAGGUUGAGAAACCCGUAACGGAAGGCCUUAGUCACCGUACGCGGGAUCAAUGGGAAAUCGAUCGUUCGUCGCUGAAAUUCCUGAGGAAGUUGGGACAGGGUCAAUUUGGCGAGGUGUGGGAAGGUCUGUGGAACAACACUACCCCAGUGGCGAUAAAGACGCUCAAGCCGGGCACCAUGGACCCGAAGGACUUCCUUGCCGAGGCGCAGAUUAUGAAGAAACUCCGACACGCUAAACUAAUUCAGUUAUAUGCUGUAUGCACGAUGGAGGAACCGAUCUAUAUCAUUACAGAAUUGAUGAGGAAUGGCAGUCUUCUAGAAUAUUUACAAGGAAAAGGUAGAGGCCUAAAACUACAGCAACUAAUCGACAUGGCCGCGCAAAUAGCUGCCGGUAUGGCGUAUUUAGAAUCGCAGAAUUAUAUUCAUCGAGACUUGGCCGCCCGUAAUGUUCUCGUAGCAGACGGAAAUGUCGUUAAGAUCGCGGACUUUGGUUUGGCUAGGCUUAUCAAAGAGGAUGAAUACGAGGCUAGAAUAGGGGCGCGCUUCCCUAUUAAGUGGACCGCUCCUGAAGCCGCCAACUACAGUAAAUUCAGUAUUAAAUCCGACGUAUGGUCGUUUGGAAUUCUCCUUACCGAAUUGGUUACAUAUGGUAGAAUACCCUAUCCAGGUAUGACAAAUGCUGAGGUUCUUCAUCAGGUGGAGCAUGGCUAUAGAAUGCCAAGUCCACCCGGUUGUCCUGACACACUUUACAAUAUUAUGCUGGAAUGCUGGAACAAGGAUCCUAUGAAAAGACCAACUUUCGAAACGCUUCAGUGGAAACUUGAGGACUUUUUCACUAUGGAAGGUUCCGAGUACAAGGAAGCGUCUGCGUAUUGAAUAGAAGAUUUCGAAUUCUUCUUCCAUAUUGCUCCAUUAAGAGAUCCGGUAACUGUACUGUCAUCGUUUCAUCGACGGCAAUCGUUACGAUCUUCUUCAUUGAUCUAUUUGUGACAGUUUUCGCGGUACUUCUGGAAAAGUAUCGCAACUUUUAUACUCAAAUCGAUCAUUUUGCGAACGAUCAAUAGUAUAGUUUUAUUU
Molecule: messenger RNA, 2372 nt
Organism: Atta colombica
Lineage: Eukaryota; Metazoa; Arthropoda; Insecta; Hymenoptera; Formicidae
Gene: Src42A
Product: tyrosine-protein kinase Src42A
Exons: 6
Coding region: 654-2171 (505 amino acids)
Biological process (GO): innate immune response; protein phosphorylation; cell differentiation
Cellular component (GO): extrinsic component of cytoplasmic side of plasma membrane
Molecular function (GO): ATP binding; signaling receptor binding; non-membrane spanning protein tyrosine kinase activity
Source: RefSeq, a predicted model, not a curated record